Castor canadensis (American beaver) is the source of this 1277-nucleotide messenger RNA. It is a transcript of the gene Rhoc, whose product is annotated as ras homolog family member C. Gene Ontology annotation, biological process: small GTPase-mediated signal transduction. The record is from RefSeq and is a predicted model, not a curated record. Gene Ontology annotation, molecular function: GTPase activity; GTP binding. Lineage: Eukaryota; Metazoa; Chordata; Mammalia; Rodentia; Castoridae.
CGCAGUCGGGCAUCGCCCUGCCACCCUCCUCCCCUCCAGCCUGGACACCCAAGUCCCCGAUCCCCUGCCCACAGCGGGGCGAUCUGAGGGAGCCUGGAGCUGGGGCUGGUGCUGAGGCCGAGGCCGGGGGCGGACGGAGCCAAGGGCCGCCCCCUGGCCGCCCCUCCCCCUGCCGGGCCGCCCCUCCCACCGAGCCACCGAAGGAGGGCGGGGCGGGGUCCCUCGGGUCAGUCUCAGCCUCCGGCGCCGGCCGCGCAGCUGGAGGCGGCGAAGCACCAGCCAUGGCUGCAAUCCGGAAGAAGCUGGUAAUUGUGGGGGAUGGUGCAUGUGGGAAGACUUGUCUGCUCAUCGUCUUCAGCAAGGACCAGUUUCCAGAGGUCUACGUCCCUACUGUCUUUGAGAACUAUAUUGCAGACAUUGAGGUGGAUGGCAAGCAGGUGGAGCUGGCUCUGUGGGACACAGCAGGGCAAGAAGACUAUGAUCGCUUGAGGCCUCUCUCCUACCCAGACACUGACGUCAUCCUCAUGUGCUUCUCCAUUGACAGUCCCGACAGCCUGGAAAACAUUCCUGAGAAGUGGACCCCGGAGGUGAAACACUUCUGCCCGAACGUGCCUAUCAUCCUGGUGGGGAAUAAGAAGGACCUGAGGCAGGAUGAGCAUACCAGAAGAGAACUGGCCAAGAUGAAGCAGGAGCCUGUUCGAUCUGAGGAAGGCCGGGACAUGGCCAACAGGAUCAGUGCCUUUGGCUACCUGGAGUGUUCAGCCAAGACCAAGGAAGGGGUGCGGGAGGUCUUUGAGAUGGCCACUCGGGCUGGCCUCCAGGUCCGCAAAAAUAAGCGUCGGAGGGGCUGUCCCAUUCUCUGAAAUCCCCAAGGCCUUCCUUCCCUUCACACAGGUACAAAAUACCUGUCCACUCCCAAAUUCUACCCUCAUAGGACUCCAUGCUGAAGGCUCCCAUUUUCAGUUCCCACCUGCCCAGGACUGCACCGGUUUCCCCAGCCCCAAGUGGUGGUCAGUCCUCCCUUCUUCUCUCCAGUCCUCUGCGAAGCAGGCCUGUGCAGGGUCCCUCCUUUGCCUUGGUCCAGGGGUGGGGCUCUUGCUCCCUGUGGCCUUCCCCAGAGGACAGUCACACACCAGCACUUUAUAUACUUCUGGCUCACAGGAGCUUGCUAGGGUGGGGAUUUGGGGUUUCUGCUUUGGGCAGUGGCCUUGUCCCAGACUAUACUUGGUUGGGGGGGGGCAUGAAUAAAGGCCACCGGUUCUAGCAUGUGUUGUGAC